UAACAUGAUAUUGUGUUUGUGUACCAGUCUGAUGUAGAUCUAGCCUCUGACGACGAGGACACACACCAUACUGGCGUAUCAUCACCCCAGCAUGACCUGAGCGCUUGGAGGGUUAGUAUACCGAGCGUCGAGAUGAAGUUAGAAGGAGGAAAGGAAGGAUUUGUUUUCAUCAUCGGCAUUCAGAGGAUUGAUGUCAGAGAAGGAGAUGGAGAAAAGAACUCGUGGCAGGUUGAAAGGAGAUACCAUGAGUUCUAUGCACUGGAACAGAAGUUGAGAGAAUUUCAUGGUGUGUUUGAAGAUGCUCAGCUGCCUGUUAGACGGCCGUUUGGAAGCAAGUCACAUGACUUCAUGGAGAAAAAGAGGCCUGGCUUAGAGAAAUAUCUCAGGGUUCUUCUCACCAAGCCCAUCCUAAGGGGAAGCCAGCUCCUCUAUACAUUCCUGACAACCAAUGAAGAGUUUGUUAAUAAGAUCUUUGGAGAUGUCAAUCUAGGAAAAUUUGUGCGUUCAGUCUCAACCAAGGUCAUCAAGGAGAGAGGACAGCAUCUUGAGCCUUUCCUGGUAACUUUCUUAGCCUCAGUGGAAGCUGCCAAACCUAAAGCAAGGACGGAUGAAUUUGAAACAGAUCCAAACCUAACGGAUAAAGAAAUGCUUUCCAAUGUCCAUUUUGAGAACAAUGCUAAUCAGGUGUUAGACCGGUGUAAUCUUAAGGAACCUUGGGCCAAUCCAGAGGCCAACUACCUACAACUCACUGGAAUCAUUCAAUAUAUCUUAUACUUGGCUCGUUCUGUUCUAGAUGUGCCUGUCUGGAUGCAUCAGAUGACCGUCACUUUUGCCAAGAUAUUUGGAAACUCAUUGGAAACUUAUGUAGAUUAUUUCGUCAACACCAAGACAGAUUUGUUGAAGACGGAGCAGAUGGUGGAACAUAUCAUUCAUCUCCUCAGAGAUGUACUUUUCUUUGAUGACGAUCCACCCAGGACGGAUGCACAGAAGCUUGAAAGGAAAGAGUUUGCUUUUGAACAGAUGCUGAAAUUCUUCCCAAGUAUUGUACCCAAGGUGCUUGGAGAAGAAAAGUUCUAUGAUGGAUGUAAGACCGUCUUUGAUUCUCUCCAGUAUCCCAAGCUAAAUAAACAGCUAUCGUAUAUUCUCUUGGACAUUGUCAUCAAAGAAAUCUUCCCGGAAUUAUCAGAUGAUGAUGACACAGAUGAGGAAGCACCACAGUACCAGGAGGAUCACUAUGAGAAAGACUAAAUUAAAUUAUACCAUAGGAGGGUGUUGCAAGGAAAUAUUUGCAAUCGAUUGCAGAUAUUCUGUUGCAAUUUUACAACUGAUAAAGCAAUGUUAACAGUAGCAAAUGAGAUUACACUCCAUGUUUCAAGGAGCAGAUUAGCAAUCAAUCAUGAAUUUGCAGUUAAUUGCAAGACUUAUGAUUGAUUUUAUUAGAGACCAAAAAUAGACUUGCAAUUGAUUGCAAGUUUCUUGCAACACCCCAUUAGUCUGACAAAUUUCAUCCCUGUAUUUUAAAGGGGAAGUUCACCCUGACAAAAGAAUUUAUUGUAAAAAUUGAAAAAAAAACGUACUGGUGAAAGUCUUAGGAAAGUCUAUCAAAGAAUAAAUAUUUAUAAUUUAUAUUUUUAGAUUUGUAAUGUCGUAUGCAAGCAGGUUUCAUACAUAUUGUAUGGUAAAAACAUCAAUGAGACAUUAUUUUGUUGUAUCUUCUCUAAAUCAAUAUUCAAAUCAUUUCCACCCCCGCUCAUGAAAUGAUUUUAAAAAAUGAGUCAUCGUAAAGCAUUAGAGAUUUAAAAUUUAUGAUUUUAUAUUACAUAGCAUGGUUGCAAAUGACAUCACAAAUCAAAAACUUUAAAUUCUAAUAACUUUUUUAAUCUUUGGAACUUCCUCAACUCUUCACCCAUAUUUUGUAUUAUUUUUUCUGCCUUUUUGUAGCAAACUUUUUUUGUCAGCGUGAACUUCCCCUUUUAGUGACCAAAUGUGUUGAAUAUGUGUGUAGAGAUCGAUCAACCCAUUUCGCACUGGUACUCGGUGCUUUGUGUU
This is a messenger RNA of Lytechinus variegatus (green sea urchin), 2049 nucleotides long. Its product is annotated as sorting nexin-14-like. Gene Ontology annotation, molecular function: phosphatidylinositol binding. NCBI's taxonomy places the organism in Eukaryota, Metazoa, Echinodermata, Echinoidea, Temnopleuroida, Toxopneustidae. Gene Ontology annotation, cellular component: late endosome. The transcript has 14 exons. The record is from RefSeq and is a predicted model, not a curated record. Gene Ontology annotation, biological process: autophagosome maturation. The coding region runs from base 133 to 1248 and encodes 371 amino acids.